GGGAAGGAUGCGGGUACAGCUACUAUUGGGGAAUUUUGAUUUUGCUCUUAGCUGUCGUUUCAAAACCUGUGUGCAGUGCGUUCGCUAUAAACGAGUCGACGUUUUUGGUGUCAUUUUGCAUUUGAAAAAACGGCUGUAUUCUCCACGUUGCUGUCUAUUUGUGAACUGGCGUAAUGAUGUUUGUUUCAGAUGUAUCGUGCUGUCUGUCAGUGAAAAAUAAGGCCGUAGGGCACACACAAAUAAAUUACCAAAAGGUUUCGCAAGACUUAUGAAACGAUGCCGUGCAAAAGACAGCUAAUAAUUCGGCGAUUCUACGUGGUACAGAUAAAUUUGAUUGUAGAAAACAUAGUCAUGUGCUGAAUGCCAUAAGAGCUAGCUGGUGGAUUGAGGUCUGAUUAAUUCUACGUCUUUUUAUUUACUAGCUUUGUCUGCCUUUAUAGCCUAGCUAAUUGCUCUCGGAAAAUGCUACAACAUGUAUGUAUUUAACUUCCUUUUUAUGGCGGAUGAAGUGACAUCUUGGCUGUAUUUUAUUGGCUUUCCAAAUAACUUAACUCGGCGCACCUGUGCCUGGAGGACCGAAGACGGGCGCCGAUGUGUGCAAUGGCUGCACCGCGGAGAAUCCAACUGACUACACUUUCAAACGAGGCCACUCUCCUCCAUACUAUCUGUACCAGCCAUGUCCAUGAAGAAUUUCCCAAACAGGAUGUAGUCGCUGCUGAAUUACCGCGGACGGAGACUUCAGCUUCAGAUAGAAUCGAACUGGUCCUUUUCGAGUCUGAUGAGCGACGUUGCCCAGAAUUUUACUAUCCUGAACUUAUCAAAGUGAAGGUGACAGCUGAAACCAGGCUCAACGCUUUGGAUGAGGCGGUAACGGACAAGGAGAGAGAUGAGCUGGAGUACCUGGCUAGAAAGUUUGAGGAGAAAUAUGGUGAACCUCCUACACGGCGAAAAGACAGAUGGCAAGAUUUAGUGGAUAUGGGUUACGGAUAUGAUGAAACCGACUCUUUUAUUGACAACUCUGAGGCAUAUGACGAGCUGGUUCCAGCCUCCCUUUCAACCAAGUAUGGAGGAUUUUACAUCAAUUCUGGAAUUCUACAUUUUCGCCAGGCUUUUGAGGAAGGUGAAGAAAAUGAGAUGGAUGACUUUGAGAAUAACAUUAAGUUCAAGAAACGGAAACUCAAAGAAGGUGAGGGCAGGACGAACAAGAAGAGAAAAGAGGAUUUGCAGCCAGAGAAUGAAAAUUCGAAAAAAAGCACACUGCCUGGCAUGUCACCAGAAGAAAAGAAAAAGAAAAAGAAAAGCACCAAGCCACAGAGUAUUGAUGGCAUGCUUAGAAAAUUUCACAAGGAGAAGCUUCAGCAGCUGCAGAUGUUCAAUGUGAAGGGCAGUGACGGACUUCCUACUCCGGCUGACUGGGCCUUUGCUAUCCCAGAAGAGGCUCCAGAAGAUCCGCUCUUGACGCUCAUUGGUUCGGCCAGUGCGGAUGAGCUCCUCCAAGCGGUGAAGGCUGUGGACCAAGACUUUGACCUUGAUGGGCUUUUGACUGAGGAGCACAGCACUGCUCCUCCAGAUUUGGAGGAGAACCGAGAAACUCGAGUUGUAUUCCAGCCUACCAAGGCAUCUGUUUCACUCCCUGAGGGAUUACCUCCUAUGCUAUUGCUAUGCAUCCAAGAACUUUGUCAGGUAACCAAAGAAAUUGAAGGCGAGAAAAAGUUGGAGGCUCUUGCUCCUGAAAUAAACAACGUUCUACUGCAUGUGGAAGUUAAGUCCAAAGAAUUCCCUGAUAAGGUACGUUCUAGAAUCUUCUCCUACCUGGCAUCACAGCUUUCCUGCAAGAAAACCACUCUUCUUAAGAGGGCUAAGAAACUCCAUCUUCUUCACCUGGAUGAUCAGCUGAGGGAUCUGCUACUAAGACUAGAAGGGGCAGUUGCGCGAACCAUGCCAGAGCAGAUUGACCGUUUCAAUGGCAACUGCCAAGCUCACUCAGAAGCCAGAGCUGCAAAAUUGGAGGCUGAAAAAGAGCAGAGGGCAAUAGAUGGAUCAGAUGAAGAAGAUGAUGACAAAAGUGGAAAACGGAUCUUUGGGCCUCGCAAGAGGUUCAGAUGGACAGAGGAAAUCAGGGAAUUGCUGGGUGAGGUUGUGAGACUGAAGAUGAGCAGCUAUGAACUUGAAGCCAUCACAGGCCCCAGCUUGGAGGAAUACCUAAGAACUUUCCUGGAAGCUGAAGUAAAGCCACUGUGGCCCAAAGGAUGGAUGCAAUCCCGGAUCCUGCUCAUCGAGAGCCGCAGAGUGCACGGACACAUAACAGGUGUAGUGGCAAGGAAGAAAUCCAUGAUUCCAAAAUCCAAAAAGGUUGGCUUUUCCUCUGAGAAAACUGGCGUUGUCCAGGCUGUGUCAGCAAUGAAGGGGCCACUAGGUGGUGCCACGGCUCAGCGAAAGCGCCUCAGUCUACCCUUGAUUGUCCAACAAGCCCCUCAGCAUGCCAUCUGUAAACCUCCAUGUGCACAAACAGUCUAUUUUUCUCCUCCACUGCCCAAGCUGAGGGGAGAGGGAGGGAGAUCCUCAUUAGGUGGGCAUCAGGUUUCCAUUGAGGGCGAAAAACUUGAUGUUGAAGAGGAGCUUGAGGGAACCGGGAAGAAUGCAGCCAACCCCCAGGCGGUCUCCAUUGCAGAGAGUCUGCUGGCUAGCCCAGGUGAACGAUUGGCCACGGACUCUGGAGUCGGUUCGGCUUCGAAGACUGCGUCCAACUGUGGAGGGGCUUCAGCUCCAAGUCAGCUUCCUAUGGGGGAGAAGACAUCCCAAAAGCUGACGCUGGUAUCUCCACCUGCUGCAGCUGAAGGCGACACAACUGCAGUCCAGGGCGUGGCCAGACUGCUCACUACAACCUCGUUUUGCAAAGCUCCAGUUUCCGUGACAGUAGCUGCUGUGGAGGGCUCUUGUGGCGAUGCGGCCCUCCCCACACCCUCUCUGUCCCUCCAGGCUCCGUCUUACCCCAAUGCUCCACAGUCGGGGGCUUUGACGAAUGUAGUCCCCCUGCAUGCAUUGCCCUUCCCUGGGCUAGCUUAUGCUGGCAAACCUUGCCACAACCACACCUGCAAAGACAUGCUUUCUGGGCCAGCAAAUGGUACUUUCCAGUAUGGUCUCACACAUGGUAUUUACUCUGCCCUGUGUUCUAGUGUCCUGUAUCCUCUCUCUGGUCCUGUCUCCUCCUCAUCUGCUCUUCAUGCUUUGUCUCCUAGGACCCAUCCUUUAGGUGGAAAUGAGAUCCAUGCAGAGGGGCCCAAUGCACAGAGAAAACUGCACUAAUGGCUUACGUCAGAAAGGAGAAACAGAUGAACAUUUCUUUUCCAAUACUAUUCCCACAGGGACUUAAAGAGCUGAGUGAAAGUCACCUUAAAUGUUAACUACAUGUGCUUCUCCUAUCCUAGUAAAACAAUAUUUAAUAUUUAACUAGUAAAAAAUACUACAUUGUCAGCAAGCCUCAGUUAGAAAGGCUCCAUGAUAAAGUAGGUAAUUCAGUCUGCAUUCAAACGUUUGUGCAUUAUGACAAUGCAAAACAGUGGCAAUGUCUCUAAUUAUAAUUAAUAAUAAUAAAAAUAAAAGUGGAAGUCCGUUCUUUGCCUUAUUGUGAAAUCUGCACUUUGAGAUGCCAGGGUUUUUUUGUUUGUUUGUUUUUUCUUUGACCUAUCUAAGGUAUUUGGUGUGAAUGUAAUGGCUGUUUCUCUUCAGUCCACUGGCCAAUUGCAUGCAAUUAUUGGUCAAUUCUGAUGCAAACUUCCCAAAGAUCGUGGAACAGUGGUAUGAAUUUUGUGCUUGUAGACCCAUGUUCUGCAGUGGUCAUGGGCUGUGAGUUUUCAAUCAGUUGGCAUUCCGUUAUUUUUACCAACUAUGUGAUGUGACAUGAAGGGGAGUCAUUUAAAAAUGAACACAAGUAAGCAAAUGUGCUUUUUUUUUUUUUUUUUUUUUUUUUUUUUUUUUCUGCAUAAGAAUUGUUGGAUUAUAUUGAAUAUAAAGGAUUUCUGCAUUGUACAUCUGAGAAAGGGAUUUUUUUUUUCUUUCCCUUGUGAAAUUAAAAAUGACACUUCCUAUAUUCUCAGGGAUUCUUAAUGGUGGAGGGGUAGCGUCACAUUAAGUACAAGCUCAUAAUUAUAAGGCUUACAACAAAGCUGUUACAGCAAGAUGUGCAUCUCAUUUGUAAAAUGUGACUGAGCUAAACUGAUUGAUGGUAAUGUUUAUAAAUAAAAUAUGUGACCAUUA
Messenger RNA from Electrophorus electricus (electric eel), 4257 nucleotides. RefSeq names its product ubinuclein 1 (gene ubn1). Lineage: Eukaryota; Metazoa; Chordata; Actinopteri; Gymnotiformes; Gymnotidae. Gene Ontology annotation, biological process: chromatin organization. The record is from RefSeq and is a predicted model, not a curated record. Gene Ontology annotation, cellular component: nucleus.